GCAACGUAGAACGCCACGCCGAAUCGGCCAAUCACGAAUAAGUUCCGAUCACUUCGGUUGAAGUCGGCUUAUUUCGGUUCCGACGUCAUCGGUACCUGCAGUAACGUAUCGUUCUACCGCGAAAAUCAGGAUAUGCACACCGAUCUCGGCGAGUGGCGCCGUUGGAGGGGGGCCGUCAACUAUGGCCGGCGCAGAAGGCAGGCCACGAAAGAAAUGUGGCACCGCAUUUCGCUUAGUACGGACUUAGACUGCUCUAAGUGGCGGUCGUGUACGCCGGUGUCUGAUCACGACAACGACGACGACAACGACGACGUCGUCGUUUCAGAACGCGUGACAGAGAGACUACCAGACUUUAACGAGAAUUUCCAGCUGCCUCUGCUGGACUGUGGAACACUCUCGUUCUCUCACGUCGCCUACGCCUUCUUGCGUAAACCGGAUGUUCGUCAUUGCCGCGCUUAUACGAAUUCGGUAGUCGUGGCGAAUUUCUUCGAGCGCAAUGUGAAUAUUCGAACGAGAUCUAACUGUGUCAAGUGACAACGAUCGUGACAGUGACAUUAAAGUGUGCGUA
Molecule: messenger RNA, 568 nt
Organism: Apis florea (little honeybee)
Lineage: Eukaryota; Metazoa; Arthropoda; Insecta; Hymenoptera; Apidae
Source: RefSeq, a predicted model, not a curated record